Molecule: messenger RNA, 636 nt
Organism: Lodderomyces parapsilosis
Lineage: Eukaryota; Fungi; Ascomycota; Pichiomycetes; Serinales; Debaryomycetaceae
Exons: 1
Coding region: 1-636 (211 amino acids)
Molecular function (GO): protein binding
Source: RefSeq, a predicted model, not a curated record
AUGUCUACAUCAGUUUCCGCUGUCGAGCCGAUCAACCCAGAGAAACAGUUUGUACAAACGUACGUUCAAUUGAUGGGCUUAUCUGAAAACUCAUCCCCCAAUCAAUUUUACUCAACUCAUGAUUAUGAUAAGUUACAAUCAUUGGGGCCCAGUUUGCCCAAAUUCAACUACAAGUUUCCUACUACCAACAGAAGGGAAGGAGGAGAAGCAUUCGUCAAGUUGAAAUUUAAAUCAAUCAAACCCCCAUACAAAGUAUCGUGUGAAUUUGAUGCGUCCACAACCACAACCAUCUACAAAAUCAAAUCGGCAUUGAUUGCCCAAGCCGAUAGUUUACAAUCAGCUGGUAUAACACCAGACAAUGUUAAAUUGAUGCUCAAGUCCAAAGUUGUUCAAGAUGCGACUACGUUAUCAACAUUAGUUGGUGACAGCACUGAAUUAUCAUUUAAUUGUAUCAUUACACCACCUACGAAUAAAGAUACAGACAUAUUACCAUUAAAUGAGGAUUCACCAUCAAUUGUACCUCGUACCACCCUCAGCGCAUCAGCAUGGGAGCAAAUUUACAAAAUUGUCAAACAAGAUAUAUCUGAUCCAGCUCAAUCCGAGCAAUUAUUCAAGAAAUUAAAGGAAUGUGAAUAG